GUUUCACAAGGAGAGAGAGAGAGAUUCUGCUCCAAAAAAAAAAAAAACAGAGGGAGAGAGAGAGAUUUGCAUGUUCUUACACAAUUUUUUUGUUUCAUUUCAAGAGCACGCAUUUUUUGCACCAUUUUUCUGUUUGUACUUUUUUUUCAUUGACAAGGAUCUCCAAAUUCUCUCCGUUAUACGUAUCCACAUUUUACACGGCUUUUUUAUGGUCAUAAAUCACACUGUUUGUAUACCAUUCCUCAAAAAUCUCAUUCUCUCUGGGACUACUUUGAUCAGCCAUUCACACACUUCAAAGCUAAACAAUCUCUCACUUUUUUUCUCGUUUCAUUAAUUUCUAAGCAAACCCAUGAAAACCUUGAUCCCACUGUAUUAGAAUCAGAUUAUCAAGUUUCUGGAGAAAAAAAAGUGACAAUAGCUAUCCGAUUCUCUGUUUUCUUAUAUAAAAUUAGAUUAUAGACUUGAACUUUUUGGUUUCUUGGGUAUAGAUUAAUAGAGAGAGAGUUUCUCAAAAAAAAAAAAAAGAUUAAUAGAGAGAGAGAGUGUGUGAAAUAAGGGUGUAGAACCAGUAUCAGAAUCUAAUGGCUGAGUUUGGAGCAAAAUGGAGGUGGGGUUUGAGAUGGGUGUGGAUGGUUAUGUUGUAUUAUCUGAUAGUUUUGGUGGUUGUUUCGGCCCAAAGGGAGCUGAGACUGGAAGCUUUAAGUUUCAAUGGAACGGAAGGAGUACCUGAAUCCAAUUACCUUCUCAAAGCUGUAAAUUUCUUGUGGCAAGCCAACAAAUCGGGUUAUCACCACGUUUGGCCGGAGAUCAAAUUGAAUUGGCAAAUUGUUGUGGGUUCAAUAGUUGGAUUCUUUGGAGCUGCAUUUGGGAGUGUUGGUGGCGUUGGUGGUGGUGGCAUUUUUGUUCCUAUGCUUACCCUGAUUAUUGGGUUUGAUCCCAAGUCAGCAACAGCUAUAUCAAAAUGUAUGAUCAUGGGUGCCGCAGCCUCAACUGUUUACUACAACCUUAAGCUAAGGCAUCCUACACUUGAUAUGCCCAUCAUUGACUAUGAUUUAGCACUGCUCAUCCAGCCAAUGCUUAUGAUGGGCAUUAGUAUAGGAGUGGCUUUCAACGUUAUAUUUGCUGAUUGGAUGGUCACAGUUUUGCUUAUUGUUCUGUUUAUAGGCACGUCAACAAAGGCAUUCCUCAAGGGUGUUGAAACAUGGAAAAAGGAAACCAUUAUGAAAAAUGAGGCUGCUAAGCGACUGGGCUCAAAUGGUUCUGAUGGUGCAGAGGUGGAAUACAAGCCUCUUCCUGCUGGCCCAAAAAAUGACACUCAUAAAGACACCAAAGAACCAGAGGUUACUAUUAUUGAGAAUAUUUAUUGGAAGGAACUUGGACUUCUUGUUUUUGUCUGGAUUUCAUUCCUUGUCCUCCAGAUUGCCAAGAAUCAUACAGCUACUUGUUCAACAGAAUACUGGGUGUUGAACUUCUUGCAGAUCCCUAUUUCUUUUGGGGUGUCUUUGUACGAGGCAGUUAGCCUUUACAAGGGACACAGAGUUAUUGCAUCCAAGGGAGAUGAGGGGACAAAUUGGAAAGUACAUCAGCUGAUUUUCUAUUGUGCCGGCGGUGUACUGGGAGGAAUAGUUGGUGGGCUGCUUGGCCUAGGUGGAGGGUUUAUUAUGGGUCCACUAUUUUUGGAGCUGGGAGUACCCCCUCAGGUCUCAAGUGCCACUGCCACCUUUGCAAUGACCUUCUCAUCGUCUAUGUCUGUUGUGGAAUACUACCUUCUGAAUCGUUUUCCUGUUCCUUAUGCUCUCUACUUUGCUGCUGUGGCUACUAUUGCAGCCUUCAUAGGACAGCAUGUUGUGAGAAAGCUGAUCAUUUUAUUUGGGAGAGCAUCACUGAUCAUCUUUAUUCUAGCCUUCACAAUAUUUGUUAGUGCAAUUUCACUAGGUGGAGUUGGCGUAUCAAACAUGAUUGGGAAGAUUCAGCAGCAUGAAUAUAUGGGAUUUGAGAACCUCUGCAAUUACGAUGCAUAGCUAGUUUUUCUUUUUCUUUUUCUUCCUACCUUUGGUUUCUAAUGUUAAACAUACUCCCGAGGAAGUAAAUUUUCGUACACUUUUGUACCACUUGUUGGGUCUUAUGAUGAAGUGCUUCAAGUAAUUUCUUCAAA
This is a messenger RNA of Quercus robur (English oak), 2155 nucleotides long. RefSeq names its product sulfite exporter TauE/SafE family protein 3-like. The transcript has 12 exons. The record is from RefSeq and is a predicted model, not a curated record. Gene Ontology annotation, cellular component: membrane; Cul4A-RING E3 ubiquitin ligase complex. Lineage: Eukaryota; Viridiplantae; Streptophyta; Magnoliopsida; Fagales; Fagaceae. Gene Ontology annotation, biological process: protein ubiquitination. The coding region runs from base 582 to 2021 and encodes 479 amino acids.